Messenger RNA from Branchiostoma floridae (Florida lancelet), 3788 nucleotides. Its product is annotated as mucin-19-like. Lineage: Eukaryota; Metazoa; Chordata; Leptocardii; Amphioxiformes; Branchiostomatidae. The coding region runs from base 96 to 3218 and encodes 1040 amino acids. The record is from RefSeq and is a predicted model, not a curated record. The transcript has a single exon.
AUUUAGUAUUCGUGGUUUCAUUUGCAUCUGACAAUGAUAGACAACAUGCAAAUGCCAACACCACAGCGGUUUCUUCAGGGGCUGUUGCCACCGAUAUGCCUCGAUCAACGAGCCCUGUGCCCAACACUUCAGCAGAGACGAAAGUCACGGUAGGCUCCUCAACAACCGGUGCUACUGUGCCCAACGCAACAGCAGAGACCAGAACCGCUGUAACUUCGUCAACAGUAGGGGCUGCUCUAACCACCACGACUCCAUCAACAUCCCCUGCGCGUUCUACUUUAUCUGAUUUCAACACAGCAGUCGUUUCCACGACAGAGUCCUUUCCAAGCACGCUAACAUCAUUAACGAGUCCUACCCCCAGUGCUCCAGCUGAUGCCAGCAAAACUGCGGGUUCUUCAACAACAGGAACUGUUUUUACCAUUUAUCAAUCAACUCUUGCAACCAAAGGCACAGUGGGAGAUAACACCACGGUAGUUUCGUCAACUACUGGGACCGCCGUAACAACCGCCGCUCCAACAACUACCUCUGCUCCUAACAUUGCAGCAGAUACCAGCACCACGGUACUUUAUUCAACUGCAGGGGCCGAUGUAACUAAUACGCAUCCGUUAACGAGGCUGGCACCCAAUGCUACAACCAAGGUCAGCACUACCAUUGUUACUGCAGGAAGAGGAACCACAACUCCAUUAACGACCUCAGCAUUAAACAUCACAACAGAUUCCAGCAGGCCAGCGGAUUGGUCAACAGCAGGAGCUGCUUUGCCCACCACGUCCCUGUCAACGACUCAUGCAUCCAACAAUACCGUAGGUCCCAGCACAACAUUGGUUUCAUCAAACGUAGGAACAGGUACAGCCACUGCGCUACAGUCUACGAUCCAUUCACGUAACACGACAGCAGAUAAAAACACAACAGUCGUUUGGUCAACAGCAGGGGCUCCUUCAUCCACAAUGCCUCCCGAAGUCAACGGUACCUCAGAUGCCAGCACCACAGUAGUGCCUUUAACAGCAGGCGCUGUUGUUCUAACCACAUCUCCAACGACGACACCUUCAUUAAACAAAACAGCAAAUGCUGGCACAACGGUGGUUUCUUCAACUGCAGGGGCUGCUGUAAGCACUGCGCAUUCAUUAACGAACCCUGUCACUGAAUCCAGUGCCACAGCAGAGGCCGGCAACACUGAGGGUACUUCAGCAACACGGACAAACGUCGCUCAUGCGUUGUCAUCAGUUACGACUUCUGCACCCGGCAAUACGAAGAAUUCCAACACAGCCGUUGUUUCUUCAACAGCUGCUGAAACUAUCCCGUCCCCGAAAGUAAGCACUGUGCGUACCACAACAGCUGGUAAAAACACAACAGUCGUUUGGUCAACAACAGGGGCUCCUUCAGCCACAAUGCCUCCCGAAGUCAACGGUACCUCAGAUGCCAGCUUCACAGUAGUGCCUUCAACAGCAGGCGAUGUUGUUCUUACCACAUCUCCAACGACGACACCUUCAUUAAACAAAACAGCAAAUGCUGGCACAACGGUGGUUUCUUCAACUGCAGGGGCUGCUGUAAACACUACACCUUCAUUAACGAACCCUGUCUCUAGUGCCACGACAGAGCCCAGCAACACAGCGGGUACUUUAGCAACAUUGACCAAUGUGGCCCGUACGUUGUCAUCAGUAACAACUUCUGUACCCGGCAAUACGAAGAAUUCCAACACAGCCGUUGUUUCUUCAACAGCUGCUGAAACUAUCUCGUCCCCGAAAGUAAGCACUGUGCGUACCACAACAGCAGGUAAAAACACAACAGUCGUUCGGUCAACAGCAGGGGCUCCUUCCAACGGUCUUGAUACCAGCACCACAGUAGUGCCUUCUACAGCAGGCGCUGUUGCUCUUACCACAUCUCCAACGACGACACCUUCAUUAAACAAAACAGCAAAUGUUGGCUCAACGGUGGGCUCUUCAACUGCAGGGGCUGCUGUAAGCACUGCGCCUUCAUUAACGAACCCUGUCACUGAAUCCAGUGCCACAGCAGAGGCCGGCAACACAGAGGGUACUUCAGCAACACGGACAAACGUUGCUCAUACGUUUUCAUCAGUAACGACUUCUGCACCUGACAAUACAGAGAAUGCCAACACAGCUGUUGUUUCAUCAACAGCUACUGAAACUAUCUCGUCACCAAGAGUGAGCACCGUACCUACCACAACAGCAGGUGACAAUGACACAGUGGUUUCGUCAGCAACAGGGGCUGUCACAACGACUAUAUCUCCAUUAAAGAGCCCUACCCUCAAUACUAAAGCAGAGGCUAGCACUACGAUAGUCUCUUCCAGAUCAGGGGCUGUUGUACCCUCAAGUUCAGCACAUGACAACAAAACAGAUACGAACCCCAUGGUGACUUCUUCAACAGUUGCAACGGUUGCAAACACUGUCCCUCCAUUGAUUACUGCCGUCAACGCUGAAGCAGAGGCCACCACCACCGUCAUUUCUUCAUCAACAAGGACGACUUUGUCACCAUCAACCUCUGUUGCACACAACGCUAUGAAAGAGACUAACAUCUCAAUAGCUUCUUCAACAGCAGGCGCCGCUGCGACCACCACGACCUUGGUGACAAAGGCCACAGAGACCAGUACAACAGCUGUGGUUCGGUCUACUGCAAUGGCUUCUGUUCCGACCUCAUCCUCACUUAAGGCCCCUGCAUCCAACAAUACAACAGACGAAAACAGCACAGUGGCUUCGUCAAAAACGGUAGCUGCUAUUCGCACCACGCCUCCAUCAACGACCCCUUCACAUAGCGCAGUAGUUUCAUCAAUGACAGAAACGUCUUCAGCUGCCCCCUCGUCCAGGCCAACGAUCAAUGCACCAAAUGAAACAGCAGAGGUCGACGCCACUUUGAUUUUAGCAGGGGCUGCUAUAACGAAUCCUUCUCCAUCAAAGAUUUCUGCAGUUACCACUGCGUCGAAGGGCAACACCGCUGUGGUUUCUCCAACGACAGAGACAAACACCACGGAAGAUCUGUCAACAAAAGGAGCUGGUGUGGCCACAAUGUCUCCACUCCCGACCGCUGUGAGUAAGACGACCGAAGUGGCUAGCACCGCAGUGGUUUCCUCAACUGCGGGGACUGGUGUAGUCACAAGGGCAGGCACGGCAGGUAUGCGUCGUCUUACCUUCCCAUCGCAGUGGGGGUUUCCAUUCACCUAUUCUGUACCAGUUGCACUAUUUGGUUACCCGUCAAGUGGCAAGUAAGGGUACACAUUCAAAACAUAUGGAAGCAUGACCUUUUAUCUGGUGUUGUCGUGGGGUCGAAGCUCUACAUUCCAGCCAUGCUGGAGAGGACAUGAAAGCCUUGCUGAUGCCAUUCAGUAUCGCUAUAAUUGUCUUUGGUAAGAUUGAUCUCGAAAGGGCCGACUGAGACUGAAACUGAAACUUGCAUCCAUGCCAGGACAUCCCACAGGCAGAAUGAACACACUAACUACCACACCAUACCGCAAAUACACUUUGGUCGUCUUCAACAGCAAAGGCUACUGUAGCCACGACGUCCCUAUCACCGAGUUUCGUAACUAACUACCACAUGUAAAUGCCAACGGCAACGCCGCGGCGGUUGUGUUGACAGCUAGGACUAAUGUUCUCACCACGUCGCCACAAGUGACCCAGUAUUAGCACACUGGUUGUGAACUGUAGUUGAGCCGGACCAACGUUAACAUAAGACGUCACUUCCAGAUCUACAACUACGUAGGACAAAAUCCAGACAAAACUAAUUCGACCACAGUCACUAUCUUCACACCGAUAGUUAAGGUUUGUAAGUGAAUUAACCAG